CCUCUUUGUAACAAACGAAUUUGAAAUAGCAGAAACUGUAAAAUAAUAAAGUCUUUAAAAUAAUUUAGUUUGUAAGAACAAAAUUUGAAUGAUUGGUAAGAAAAAAAAAUUUUCUUCAGUGAUAAAAUAAUUGGCUGUCGUUGAUAUUCAGAAUGGAUAAUAAAUUACUUAUAUAUUGUUAAUGAUUAUGUCCAUGUUAUAUUUUAUGAAUUACCUAUCAAUUGAAUAUUUACUUAUACCAAGAUGGAUCACAAACCUAACGAAAUUCAGCAAUAACUAGAGUACAAAGAGAUACAAUUAACAUUAAACAAACUUCAGUAUUCAAUUCUAUUUAUUAAUAUCAGUAAACAAACAUUUAUUACUACACUUAAUGUAUGUAAUACUGUUUCAUCAAGGGAAACUGAAGACAAUCAUUUUGAAAUGGCACUUUGCAAUAAAUAAUCUCUACAACAAGCACUUUUAAAAUGAUAUAGUUAAUUAGUUGUUGAGAUCGGUUUUUCUUCUUUUUUGAUAGCUUUCCGUAUGUAUAUGUGCUUGCAUUACACGCAUAUAUAUAUACAUAGAGUUGAUCGAUAGAUAGACAGACAGAAAUGAGCACACACCUGUACACAUUCUUAAAAAUACAUUUGUUUAUAAGCUAGAAUAUAGAUGUCAUUUUUAAAAAAAAAACUAACUUUUAUAUUGACAGGCUCUACAGAGUAUGUCUUCGUUUAUAAAUAAGUGAUUGAAUAAUAAUUUUUACCCAAUAGUAUGUUAAUGCAUUCCGAUUAUAGUAAUGAUAAUAAUAAGGCUGAUAAUCAUUUCAACAAUAACAAUAUUGAUGAGAAAUAAGAAACAUCGUAGUUGGUGCAAAUAAAAAAAUAAACAAGUAGAUUUUACCAUAGAACUUAAGGACCGUGAUUUAACACAUUCACAUUGUCGACCUUGUUUAGUAUUGGGGUAUUUAGGUGGACACGUGUAUAUUAAAAGAUGAGUACACAUUAAACACAAACACAAGUGUAUCUACACCUAUAUAUAUAUAUAUAUAUAUAUAUAUAUAUAUAUAUAAAUGUAUGACUAUAUACGUAGGAAUAAACAUGUAUAAAUGCUAAAUGCAAACUUCUCUUGUCUGUAAAUAGUACAGGAUAUUAUUAAUAAUAAUUAGGGUUAUUUGUGAAAUUAUUUGAUUUCUUACUCUUUUUGAAUUUGAAAAUAAAGAAACACUAUCUCCUCUCAUAGACGAUAGAUUUUCAAGGAAGUCUUAUUCUACAUCUAGGAGGAUUUUUCUACAAUGUGCUUUUUUACAUUAUUAUCGUGUCUAUGUCGUAAUACAGCUGGACGACUAAUGAAACGUAAAAAGAAUCCAUCAGAUCGCAGUGUUGGUCGGGCAAUAGUGGAUCAAAUGGCAUUGUUUCGACGUGCUCCUGGUCCAGCUUACGUCCCACGAAGCUAGGAAUAUAAACUGAACAGGGAAUCACAAUAAUUAAAAAUGAAAUCGAAAAAGAAAUUCUGAAUUAAAUAUAUCCUGGUUUAAUUCGCCUCAGUAUUCCAAUAAAAACCUAUGUGACAACACUCUGUAUCUUGAAUAAAUUUUAGGGACCUGCAUUUAUUAUGCUUAUUUGUUUUUUACGUUCCUUUUUAUUUCGGUGUUACAACUACGUGUGUUUUUUCGUUCUAUGUACACAAAAUAUAUUUUUAUUCUAGUUCAUUUACCCAUUGCUGUAUAAUAAUACUAUGUGAAACCUUCGUUAAAUCCUACAAUUCUUACAAAUAUUUUAUACUACUUUUAAAAUAUUCAGUAGUUAGCUCUUGUUUUUAUUUUAUAUUUUCUGGAGUUUUUCAUCCACUGUAAUUUCACGUUUUGCUAUUUCCACAAACCAUUACGAUUAUGUAUAUUCAAGUGAAAAUGCAUAAACAUGCGUUUAGAUAUGUACAAUUCUGUAUCUUUCAGUGGUGGUGAAAAACAGUGCAUUUUCUAAAGUACUUAGUUGUUUGCCUAUUUCGAUGUGUAUUUUGCUGUGACUUUAAUGUUUCUUUAUUCGAUAGUCAUUUGAACAUUGUCUAUUAUGGAAGUAUUCGACCUUGAUAUAGAUGAUUUAGCGUGAAUUUUUACUAUGGGAGUCUAUAACUUAGCUUAUUUGAUGUUUAUAUUGAAAAAGUACCUUAUUUAUUUGAAUACAUUUUGUAAUUUUCAAGUUUUAUAUAAUUUUAUGAAUAGAGU
Molecule: messenger RNA, 2200 nt
Organism: Schistosoma rodhaini
Lineage: Eukaryota; Metazoa; Platyhelminthes; Trematoda; Strigeidida; Schistosomatidae
Source: the annotation of a GenBank genome assembly